Messenger RNA from Thecamonas trahens ATCC 50062, 1860 nucleotides. RefSeq names its product ABC transporter. Gene Ontology annotation, cellular component: membrane. The coding region runs from base 1 to 1860 and encodes 619 amino acids. Gene Ontology annotation, biological process: transmembrane transport. The transcript has a single exon. The record is from RefSeq and is a predicted model, not a curated record. Gene Ontology annotation, molecular function: ABC-type transporter activity; ATP binding; ATP hydrolysis activity. Lineage: Eukaryota; Apusomonadida; Apusomonadidae.
AUGUCGUGUUUCCGCAAGAGCAGCUCGUCACAUGCUCGGCUGGCCGAGGGCGACCCAGAGGCGCAGGAGAACGGCGGACGGCGGACGACGCUGCAGCGGCUGGCGGCUGACUUUCAGACGACCAAGCGUGUGGUGCCGUACCUGUGGCCUGCGGGCGAGACGGGGCUAAAGGUGCGAGUCGUGGCCGCACUGGUUUUCAUGGCGUUCUCCAAGAUCCUCACCGUCAUGCUGCCGCUCUUCUACAAGGCAGCGAUCGACGCGCUGACCACGAGCCCGCCGACCAUGCCAACUGGCAUCAUCAUCGGGUAUGGGCUGGUCCGGCUCGGCUCGCAGGCGUUCUCGGAUGGCCGCGACGCGACGUUUAUCAAGGUGACGCAAAACGCACUGCGGAGCGUGGCGCUUCGGACGUUCACCCAUCUCCACUCGCUCUCGCUCGACUUUCAUCUCAAGCGCAAGACCGGCGGCGUGCUGCGCGCCAUCUCGCGCGGUACGCGCGGCAUCUCGACGAUUCUCUCGUUCUUCCUCUUUAACAUCGGGCCGAUCAUUCUCGAAGUGCUCUUUACCUGCGGCAUCCUGCUGGUGCAAUACGAGGGCUGGUUUGCGCUCAUCACGUUUGUCACCAUUGUGACGUACAUUGUGUGGACGCUAGUCAUCACCGAGUGGCGCAACAAGUUCCGCCGCGAGAUGAACGCCAAGGACAAUGACGCCAACGACAAGGCGGUCGACUCGCUGCUCAACUACGAGACGGUCAAGUACUUCUCCAACGAAGGCCAUGAGCAGAACCGGUACGACUUUGCGCUGCGCGGGUACAUGAAGGCGGCGAUUGCGUCGCAGUCGUCCCUGAUGGUGCUCAACGUGGGGCAAGCCGGGCUCAUUGCGGUGGGGGUCACAUCGGUCAUGCUUCUCGCGGCAAGACGGGUGGUCUCAGGCCACAUGACGGCGGGUGACUUUGUGCUUGUCAACACGUACCUGCUCCAGCUCUACCUCCCGCUCAACUUUCUGGGCUCGUCGUACCGGAUGAUCAAGCAGGGGCUCGUCGACGUGGACUCGAUGAUGCAGCUCCUGGACGUUCCGCGCGACGUGGUGGACGUACCGGUGCCCGAGGCGCUGCCGACACCGCUGACGGGUGCGGUGGAGUUUAACGACGUGUACUUUCGGUACCGCGACGAUGUUGCGGUCCUCAACGGGGUCUCGUUCGAGGUGCCUGCAGGCGGGUCGCUCGCGCUUGUGGGUGCGUCGGGCGCCGGCAAGUCGACGAUCGCGCGGCUGCUGUACCGGUUCUACGACGUUAACAGUGGGGCUAUUCUGCUCGACGGGGUGCGAAUCGACGAGGUCGACCAGGCGGCCCUGCGGCGGCAGAUCGGUAUUGUACCGCAGGACACUGUCCUGUUCAACGACACACUCGGAUACAACAUCCGGUACGGCAACCCACGGGCGUCGCACGAGCAGGUGGUGGCGGCGGCGCGCGCGGCGCAGAUCCACGAGUUUGUCGAAUCACUGCCCGAGGGCUACGAGACCAAGGUGGGCGAGCGCGGCCUCCGACUGUCGGGCGGCGAGAAGCAGCGAGUGGCCAUUGCGCGGGCGCUGCUCAAGGAUCCACCGGUGAUGAUUUUCGACGAGGCGACGUCGGCGCUCGACACCCGGACCGAGCGCGAGAUUCAGGACGCGCUGGCUUCGGCGGCGGUGGGGCGGACAACCAUCACGAUUGCGCACCGGCUCUCAACGAUUGUCGACGUCGAUCAAAUCGUCGUCCUUGGCGACGGGUGUGUGCUCGAGCGCGGGACCCACGACGAGCUGGUUGCCCGCGACGACGGCGCGUACGCCGCGCUGUGGGAGGAGCAGCAGCGGGAGCAGUUCUAG